Molecule: messenger RNA, 2078 nt
Organism: Paramormyrops kingsleyae
Lineage: Eukaryota; Metazoa; Chordata; Actinopteri; Osteoglossiformes; Mormyridae
Product: transcription factor HES-4-B-like
Biological process (GO): regulation of DNA-templated transcription
Molecular function (GO): DNA binding; protein dimerization activity
Source: RefSeq, a predicted model, not a curated record
UUAUAUUUUUUGUGCUAAGAAACUUAAAUAAGAAAACUUUUUGUGGCAGCCUGACUUUUGGUCAUAUGUAAUCGACAGUCAAAAUGGAUAACAAGCACCAACUUUCAGACGAGUAAUAUUUCUUUCAAAUCGAAUAUCCUUAACCAAAUAACUCUAUUCACGCAAGGGUAUAAAAUAAUGAAUCAUGUUGUUUAUAUAGUAUUGUGAAUGUUUAGUGUUAUGUAUUAAGUAUAUGUGUAGAUGUAAAAACGAAUAAUCUUCUAAAUCCAUAAGCGCAUAAAAGAAAAACCUUCGUAGACAACAGUCAGCUACCCCCCAUUCACCUUAUCACUUAACAGCUAGAUCCUCCGAACUCCCAGCUUUGUUGUUUGGGCCCCUGGGGCAGAUCGAGCAGCGCGUGACUGACAGCGCGCGCGGGGCGUUGUCCAAUAGGCGGUCUCCCCGACGCCCCGUGGGUGAGUCUUCAAGGCCAUUGGUUAUAGCGAGUGUGGGAAAGAAUGCAGAGAAGGUUUCACAUAAACCGGGAGCUAACUAGACAGCUAUAAAUACCUCCUGCUUGUGGCCAAAUUAUAUCAGAUAUGCUUAAAUGGCACGUGCAUGUGUGAUAUAUGAGUACAUUUAAGUGAUAUCAUCAAGUGGGACUUGGUGUUCCAUCGUCAGUGUCACCUGAUGCUAGUCUUUUUUUAAUGUUCAAGGCAUAGGCUAAAAACUGGAAAUCCCACAAAAGGAUAUAACUGUUUGCAUAUAGUUUUUUAAUUAAAACAAAGAAUAGUGAAAAUGCCUGCAGACCUGUUGGAGAAAGUUACAACGUCCCCAGUCGCCUGUGCCAGUGCCAAUGGGACAUACACACCAGACAAACUGAAAAAUGCCAGCGAGCACAGAAAGGUAAAACUACUGACCUCUACAUAUGCUCAUGGUGUAUAUAGACUGGAGUUGUUGGCGUUUAGAUGUGUAUUUAUCCUAAUUGUUUACUCGCUGUUAAUCUUUCAGACGUCCAAACCCAUCAUGGAGAAACGUCGGAGAGCGAGAAUUAACGAAAGCCUAGGACAGCUCAAGACUCUUAUUCUUGACGCCCUUAAAAAAGAUAGUUCAAGGCACUCUAAACUGGAGAAAGCUGAUAUUUUAGAGAUGACAGUGAAGCACUUGCGGAACUUACAUCGCGUUCAAAUGACUGCGCUAACAGGUGAUAUAACGAUCCUAAGUAAAUACAGGGCAGGAUUUAACGAAUGCAUGAACGAGGUGAGUCGUUUCUUGUCUACCUGCGACGGGGUAAACACGGAGGUGAAGUCCCGGCUUCUGAACCACCUGUCCAGCUGUCUAGGACAGAUGAUUGCAAUGGGUUAUCCGCAACCAGCCCCAGCUCAACAGACUCGCCACGUACAACCCUUGAAUGUGCAAUUACCGUCGACACUGCCUGUUAGUGGCGUCUCAGUGUCGUGUAAACUGAGUCCCGCUGAAGGGAUUUCACCUAAAAUCUACGGUGGCUUCCAACUCGUACCUGCAACCGACGGACAGUUCGCCUUCCUCAUUCACAAUCCAAGCUUUGCAUCAGCUGCUACCUCUGUUAUUCCCGUCUACACCAAGACCAGUAUGCCAGUAACUGUAAACUGCAGCUCGGCGUCCGUGGUUCCCUCGCCAGUCCAGGGUGUCACUUUGUUCGCCGGAGUUUCCCGGGCCAGUUCGGUCAGCCCUGGCGCCGAUUUGGAAAGCGACGGGUCCGUUUGGCGACCCUGGUAAAUGACAUAAACUAAGGAAACGUAGUUUCCCAUGAAACGUCGUCAUUUUUUUCAGAUGAAGAGGAGAGUUCCGUUUUAAGGAGCAAGAUUAUUUUUUUUCAACUGGACUAGACUUGAGUUAUCUUUUAUUUAUUUUUUAUUUGGAUGUGGAUAAUAAAUGUAAUGUUCGUUCUUUUUGAAAAUGGAAGAUGCUUAAUUGUCUAUUCUCUUUUCUUAAAGGUUUUGUACAACUUUGUCAGUUGUCAUAUGUCAUCUUGCCAAAGCUCUGUUUUGUAUUGUUUGCCAUUUCGUGUUUAAAAGCGAAUGGGUCACCGGGAAUAAAAACUGGUGAUAACUGAAAAA